AUGGCGGAACCGGCUCCUUUGACGGCGGUGAGUGGUGCCCCGCCACUCAGACCUCAGGUAGAACGUUUGCUAACACACCGCGUCUUAGGCGCAUGCACAUGCGCGGAGAGCGGCAGAGGAAACGCAGCAGAUCCACUGGAGCCAAGCCGCAGACGAACACGAGCAUGCCGCAACAGACUAUGCGAGGUCUGCUCGAAGUACGAGCGACUCAGAGGUGUUGUCUCUUCCACUUCAAGGACCGCCAGUUCGCUAAUCACCGGCUCAGGCGCUACGGGUUCUGAAACUGCUCGAGGAACAACAUUUCAAGCUAGCGCGUAUCAUCAGGACACAAGAUGCGCCGCUGGAACAGGAAGAGACAACCACGGCAGAAGCCAAAGAACCUGAUCCCGCGACAUCGACUCAUGACUUCGCCCAAGCAAGCAAGCCUCCCUCACAGUCAUCUCCCAAGCCAACGUCAACAACUUCCGCACUUGCCCCCACGCGGAUCGGUAGCCAAGCGCGCGACUCUUCACCAUCGUUGGCCAGAGACAUAGCAUCAAGACGCGGCAUCCCUCAACCUGGCAGAACUCAGCCCUCAGCAGCCGCUCAAGCAAGAGCAAGACAGCUAUCCCCUGAAUCCCACCGCAGAAAUCGCUCCAGUGCUGGUCCUGCGCCAAAAAUCCCGCCUUCAGUCCUCGAUAGCCAGAACUUACGGCAACAGGCAAGCCGUGUCAAAAAGGCCGAAGAUGACGAUGCCUUCGCCAAGUUCUACAGCAAUCUCACAACUGGGACCAUGUCCAGGCUCUCUUCCGUCCUUGCAUACGCGGGCCUGCCACUGACAGCAGACGACAUCCAAGUCGAUCAGCCGAAGCCAAAGCUCGACAAGCGAACAGUGAGUGCCAGCAACGACCCAGACGUCAAGAAGAUAUUCUCCAAGGCAGCACUCGACGCAAUCGAAGAGGACCAUCGCCAAAGAGGCGCCCAAGGCCGCGUCUUCGGUCCCGCAGAAAGUUUCUACGUCGUCCAGAAAGGUGGCGGAACCUACUCCUACGCGGACAUCGCAAAAGCACAACAACAGCAACAACUCGGUGGCAUAGAUGAAGACGACGAAGAAUCCUUCGUAGACGCCCGAGAAGCCCAAGCCCCAGCAUCUCCCAAAUCAAGCCGCGUAUCCCACCAAAACCAAAACCAAAACUCAAGAUCCUCUUUCGGCAAAUCCCGAACCCACGAGGAACUCGAACUAGAAAACACAACCCUCAAAGCCACCCUCGAAACCCUCGCAGGGCGUCUACAGGAUUUCGAAUCACAUGCCCAGGACGCUUCCAUGGCUGCGUUGACGCAGAGUAUGGUGGGCUUGAACCACCACCGCCCUGGCAGCAACAAUGCUGCUGCUGCUGCCGGAAAUGAGGCAGAACGCGUGGAACAGCUCGAGAAGCAAAUCGAAGACCAAGCCAUCGCGCAGCAGAAAUUGGAAGAGCAGUCUGCGAGACAGGAGAAGAUGUUGAGGAAAUAUCAAGCCAAAUGGGAAGAUAUCAAAAAGAGCGCCAUGGAGAAACAGAAGGCGAAAAGGGAGAAGUCGGAGAGAGGUGGAGUGGAAGAGGAAUCGGCGGCUGGCCCGAGAGAUGUCUAA
Messenger RNA from Lecanosticta acicola, 1609 nucleotides. NCBI's taxonomy places the organism in Eukaryota, Fungi, Ascomycota, Dothideomycetes, Mycosphaerellales, Mycosphaerellaceae. The record is from the annotation of a GenBank genome assembly.